This is a messenger RNA of Glossina fuscipes, 2677 nucleotides long. It is a transcript of the gene SiaT, whose product is annotated as beta-galactoside alpha-2,6-sialyltransferase 2. The coding region runs from base 599 to 2092 and encodes 497 amino acids. Gene Ontology annotation, molecular function: sialyltransferase activity. The transcript has 7 exons. NCBI's taxonomy places the organism in Eukaryota, Metazoa, Arthropoda, Insecta, Diptera, Glossinidae. The record is from RefSeq and is a predicted model, not a curated record.
UAAAGUGUAUAUACAUAUAAUAACGGGUCAAGUUAAUAUAUAUAAAAAUAUUUUGUUCUUUGCUUUAGCACGCGACUCUCUAAUGAAUUAAGCCAAACAAGUCACACAGGCAAAAAAAAUUUUUUGGUUUAAGUUGUAUACACAUGUAUUGUGCGAUACAUUUCUAUUUACGUAUGCUGUGCGAUAUUUAAAAAUGUUCAUAUUUAUAGCUGGCGCGUUCCUCUGAAAGUUGUACAGGCUGCCAUAUUUUAAGACCUUCUAAAUGUCUCUCUGCAAACAUUUAUAAGUUUUUCACAUCAAGAAAGUUAUAUUCAAUAUAUAAAAUUUCAAGUGUAAAUCGUAAUCAAAAUCGAGGAAAACAUCUCAACAUAUAUAAAUCUUACUUUCGCAUAUAUUUUGUAAGAAAGCAAUUAUUUGGAUAUGUAACGAAAUAUUAUAUCAAAUGCAGUAUAACUUCAGGCGCCUACUUGUUUAGAGAAUUUUUGAAAAAAUAAAAAAAAACUCUCAUUAUUUAUACAAACGUUUAAGAAUGUACUUGACCUAAGUCUUUGUUUAAAUGAAAAUUAAAAUGAAAAUAAAAAUCAACUAAAAUAUCUAUAUGAAAAUAAGCAAGAAAAUCGUGAUAUAUUACAAUAAAAUGUUUAAAAACUUUUUUAAAAUAAUAUUGAAUGCUUCCAUUAUUGUGGUCAUUAUAAUUACAAUACAAACAAAAAGUGAAAAUGCAGAUUGUGCCAAAACUACCAAGAACAACAAUAGCAGCAACAGGAACAGCGGUAGCAACAACACCUGUAUUAAUGAAAAUUAUAAAGAACUGAUGAAAGCAGCAUUUUUUAUAAACACAACUGACACCCGCUCUCAGCAUGCACAGAAAAGACAAAAUGAAUCACUGCCUCACAAAGCCGGCUUAUGCGCAAAGAAAAGAGAUUAUUUCGAACGAGGAAAACGUAGCGUUUUUCAUGUACGCUGGAAUCCUAAUGAGAAAUAUAUCGUUGAAAGUCUUGAAAAUCCAGCGGUAAAUUCUUCCAAAUACUCACCACAUCCCCGCUUAAAGGUAUCAAAAACAACUAAAAUCUCAUUGAAUCCGAAAAUUUAUUUGUGCCGCGAUAAAUAUGAACUCCGCUGCUUAAAUAAAACGUUAGCUUUUCGUGAACGUAUCAUUAAGACCCUUGAGAAAGCGGUUAUUGAAGUGGUAAAUGAAACCAAUCAUUAUAAUGUGGAUUUUAAACCAGUAUUUGGUAGCAGUUUCGAAGAACAAUAUUAUCCCUCGUCCUGUUUAAUGAUGGAAGCUGAUGUACGAGUUUUGCGGCGUAAAGAUCAUCCGUUUAAUAAGCUGCAGUUCGGCAAACUUUUUCCCAAACAAAAACUUUUUCGUCAUAGUAAAAAGAUAAAAGCCUGUGCUAUAGUAUCAAGCGCUGGAUCUAUGGCGGGCUCCAAAUUGGGACGAUUUAUAGAUACUCAUGAUGUCGUAAUGAGAUUUAAUCAUGCACCAACGCGAGGAUACGAAACUGACGUGGGGAGCAAAACAACUAUACGUGUCGUGAAUUCACAAGUUGUCACUAAAACUGAAUUUGAUUUUGCGCAUGCGCCGAUUUUUCAAAAUGUCACAAUUGCUGCUUGGGAUCCAGGCAAAUAUAAUGCAUCUCUGGAAGAUUGGCUUACAACCUCCGAUUAUGAUUUAUUUUCAAAUUAUGAAAUUUAUCGUCGUCGCUAUCCGAAAUCACGUGCCUUCCUCGUGAAUCCCCACUCGAUUUGGCGUUUAUGGCAGAGUUUACAAACAUUUGCGGGUAAUCGACUUAUACGUAAAAAUCCACCUAGUUCCGGCUUUAUAGGUCUGGCUUUACUUCUUCCUUAUUGUUCCGUUGUACAUUUCAUCGAAUAUAUACCAUCAACACGUUUAAACGGUCGUUGUCAUUACUACAGCAAAGAAAUAAAUUCGGCAUGCACGUUUGGCUCGUGGCAUCCAUUGGCCGCCGAAAAGCUGAUGGCACUUGACAUGAAUAUUGCCGACGAUAUAUCUGUAUUUCAAUAUGGCAUUUUGCGUAUAAAGCGUCCAAACAAAUUAUUGUGCGGUUUUAAUUUUCUCGGUUAUUAAAUCCGAAGCACUAUCAUCACAAAAAUAUUCUGUCGUCAAUGCAGCACACCUUGUCUAUAAAAUACUGAAUUCAAUAGUGCUAAUAAAAACAGAAAAGAAGCGAAGAUUCAGUCAGUACUACAAUGAAUGCUUUAAUAUCUCCGAAAAGUGGAAACUUAAUGAAAUUAAAUUUAUUUCCAUAUUUCGCUUUUAUGUUAACUAGAUUUACUAUUAAUUACAAUUGGUAUGUAAGAGAUUUUUAUCAUAUUUCGAUUUUAAGCAUCAAAAGCUUUAGACCUUAAGUUUACUUUUAUAAUUUUAAAAUAUUACUGGUUUGCCGCUUGGCUUACAAAAUGAAUUGAAAAUUAAUGCUAGCUUUUAGCAACUUCAUCUAUUGUGGGUGCCCAGCCACUGGAAUAUCAAGAUUGUCACUGUAUUGGAAUCGUCACCAGUGAUUUUUAUAUAACUAAACCAAUUAGAAACACUUAACCCACCUUUAAGUACCCUGCACCACACUAAAGUUAUUCACAUAACGAUUUUUAAAGACAAAACACGUUAUAUGCGACGUGACGAAGAAGUAGUCCGAUUCGAACCAUUUUUUAAUAG